AUGUCUCUACAGUUAGAAGAUCUUCCAUUCGUUGGCGGUUCGGGAACUUCCAUCAGAGUUCUAUUUGUCAAUCCUAAUGCCACAGCCUCGAUGACAGCGUCUUGUCUGAAGAUGAUUUCUAGCAGUCUUCCGCCGGACACUACGGUCUAUGGGUAUACUGGGCCAGCUGGUAAGGCUCCGGUGACAAUUGAAAGUCAUUUAGACUCCGUGAUAUCUGCAGCCGAGUGUCUUAGAGAUGCCUACCCUCUCUUCUCUCAAGUCGAUGCCGCUGUUGUUGGCUGCUUCUCGGACCAUCCUCUCGUCAACUCUAUACGAGAAGAGUUUGAUAUCCCAUGCUGUGGAAUAAUGGAGGCAGCAUUCUACACUGCCAGGAUGCUCGGCGGAAAGUUUGGAGUCCUUUGUACUGGAUAUCGAUCACAAAUCCGUCACCAGUACGCCGUCCAAGCCUACGGCUUGGAAAACUUCUGCGCAGGCCUUUUGUCGACAAAACUCACAGUCAAGGAGCUAGAGACGAAGCCAAGAAAAGAGGUUCUCUCAUUGAUGGCCAGUUGUGCAAAGCAGCUGGUUGAGCAGCAAGAUGCCGACUGUAUUGUUCUCGGCUGUGCGGGGAUGGCAGAUAUGGCUUCAGCUGUCGAACAGGCACUGGAAGGACGCAGCGUGCAAGUCAUCGACGGAGUUUGCUGUGCCGUUAAUAUACUGUCUGGCUUUGUACGUAUGGGGAUGAGAACUUCCAAACGGGGAUUGUUCACAUGGGCUAAGCCGGGAAGAGAAUUAAGGGGACAGCCUUACCUCUAA
Messenger RNA from Ogataea haglerorum, 795 nucleotides. RefSeq lists its product as uncharacterized. Lineage: Eukaryota; Fungi; Ascomycota; Pichiomycetes; Pichiales; Pichiaceae. The record is from RefSeq and is a predicted model, not a curated record. The transcript has a single exon. The coding region runs from base 1 to 795 and encodes 264 amino acids.